AUCUGUUGGCUCGGACUCCGGCUCGGCCAUACGCUACCUUGCACUUUUUCAGUCGCUUCCUCACUCUUCCUUUAGCUUCUUCUUCUCUCGCACACUCUCCCUCUAGAAAAUCACUGAGGGACGUUUUGAGCAUCGGUGAUUGAUUGAUCAUAUGAUGAGGGUGACGCUGAAUACAUAUUUUCAUUUUUGGUAAUUCAAUGGAUUAAGUUGUGGUCUGCUGCAGUUUUUGUGACUCGUAUUGAUUACAAGACGUUUUCUCGAUGGGUGGAGUUUGUUCUAGGAAGCGGGACCAACGAGACAAUGAAGACAAUGUACUCAGAGGGGUCUCUGGAAGAUAUUUUAAGAGUGGGAGUUCCAAGUGGUUGGCCACCUCAUUUUCUCGACCUGCUAUAGAUGUUCAACUGGGGAGAGGGAAAUGCCCUUCACUUUUGGACUUGUGCAUACGUAAAAUAUGCGAGGACAUUGAUGGAUAUAGCACCUUUUCAAUGCUCCCAAGGGAUAUUAGUCAGCAGAUCUUUAAUGAGUUAGUAUAUUCCCACUGUCUAAAUGAUGUUUCUCUGGAAGCUUUUCGAGAUUGCGCUCUCCAGGAUCUAUACUUGGGAGAAUACCCUGGGGUGAAUGAUAGUUGGAUGGAUGUAAUCUCUUCACAGGGGUCAUCUUUGCUUUCUGUUGAUCUAUCUGGUUCUGAAGUGACUGAUACUGGCUUGCUUCAUCUCAAAGAUUGCUUGAAUCUUCAAGCUUUGAAUUUUAAUUGUUGCGACCAAAUUUCUGACCAGGGGCUGCAACACAUAAGCAGUAGUUUCUCAAAUUUGACAAGUUUGAGUUUUAGAAGAAACAAUGCAAUUACUGCUAAGGGAAUGAGUGCCUUUGCUGGUUUAGUUAACCUGGUUAAGUUGGACCUGGAGAGAUGUCCUGAGAUUCAUGGUGGGCUUGUUCAUCUGAAAGGUUUAGCAAAGUUGGAGUCUCUCAAUCUCAAAUGCUGUAAUUGCAUCACAGAUGAAGACAUGAAGCCUCUCUCUAGGCUUGUGAACUUGAAAGGAUUGCAGAUUUCAUGCAGCAAGGUUACAGAUGUUGGCAUUAUUUUCUUGAAAGGACUGCACAAGCUUUCUCUGUUGAACUUGGAGGGAUGCCCAGUUACCGUUGCAUCCUUGGCGUCUCUUUCAGCUCUGGCUGCGCUGUUAUAUUUGAAUCUUAACAGAUGUCAUCUGCCUGAUGCUGGGUGUGAGAAGUUUUCACGAUUUGGGAACUUAAAAGUAUUAAACUUGGGGUUCAACGACAUCUCAGAUGCUUGCUUGGUACACUUGAAAGGUUUGACAAACUUGGAAAGCUUGAACUUGGAUUCCUGUAGGAUUCGUGAUGAAGGGCUGGUUAACUUGACAGGCCUUCGGAAUCUGAAAUGCCUGGAGUUGUCUGAUACUGAAGUUGGAAGUAAUGGACUUCGCCAUCUAUCUGGUUUGACUAACCUGGAGAGUUUAAAUUUAUCAUUCACUGGGGUUACUGAUGGUGGUUUAAGAAAAUUAUCUGGACUCACGUCUCUUAAAUCACUCAAUUUGGAUUCUCGUCAUAUUACAGAUACUGGACUUGCAGCUCUUACAAGUCUGACUGGAUUAACUCAUCUUGAUCUUUUUGGAGCUCGUAUUACAGAUGCUGGAACAAAUUAUCUGCGAAACUUUAAGAGCCUGAGGUCCCUGGAAAUUUGUGGUGGUGGACUGACAGAUACUGGUGUAAAGAAUAUCAAGGAUCUUUCAUCCCUGAUGCUGCUUAAUAUUUCACAAAACUCCAACCUGACAGAUAAAACCUUGGAGUUGAUUUCUGGCUUGAUGGGGUUGGUCUCUUUGAAUGUUUCAAAUUCUCGUAUCACCAGUUCAGGAGUGCGCCAUUUGAAAACUCUGAAGAAUUUGAAGUCACUGACAUUGGAGGGCUGCAAGGUGACAGCAAAUGACAUUAAGAUGCUUCAGUCAACUGAUCUCCCUAAUCUGGUGAGUUUCCGGCCCGAGUAGUUACGAAUGCAUCGUAAGGUUUCUUGAAAAAGAUAUACAGUUGGAGUACAGGGCAACUAUGUAUAUAUAAUAACCAUGAAGGUGAGGUGAUAUUUGAUGUACUGUACAUAUGGUUAAACCUGAAGAAGAUUUCCAAUGUGGCUCACGAAGUAAUUAUACUAAAGGAAUUAUCCCUAUGUUUUAUGUGAAGCAUUCUUUUGGAUCGUGUUUGAUACAAAAGAAAAUGUAGAUAAGCUUCCGUGGCAUGGGUCUGCGAUGCUCUUUUCAGCUUUGGUUUCCUUUGUAUGUAUAUGUGGGUACAGCAGACUCAGCAGUCCAGUAAUAUAUUGACAUAUUGUUAUGCAAUGAAGUUCCCCAUUUCCCUGUAUAGGGUUGUGAA
Alnus glutinosa is the source of this 2379-nucleotide messenger RNA. RefSeq lists its product as uncharacterized. Gene Ontology annotation, biological process: SCF-dependent proteasomal ubiquitin-dependent protein catabolic process. The transcript is spliced from 16 exons. The record is from RefSeq and is a predicted model, not a curated record. NCBI's taxonomy places the organism in Eukaryota, Viridiplantae, Streptophyta, Magnoliopsida, Fagales, Betulaceae. Gene Ontology annotation, cellular component: SCF ubiquitin ligase complex. Gene Ontology annotation, molecular function: protein binding. Bases 261 to 2000 code for a protein of 579 amino acids.